AUGACAUCCCUCCAGCGGCAGCUGGCCACCAUCGCCGCGAGCAGCACCCACCAGCUCGACCUCAAGGCGCAAAAGGCGGCGCAUGGCAAAUCGCUGCUGUUUGAGCCUCGAGUAGCUGCGUCGCAGGACUUCAACACCAUCUACCAGAUAUGCUGCGAAGGCUUCCAGGAGCUAUGCAUGCUCGACACGAGAUUCGCCGCCUUCUCGCAGAAUCUGUUCAGCGAGCAGAGUAAGAGCGAGGAGAGGACGCAGAUGACAGCCGAGGAGAACAAAGAGCUCGACGCUGUGCUGGAGAGCUUCUUGGGACUCGUGGGGCCUAGGCUGCUGCUCAAGCCUGCGAUUAAGGCUGUGGAAUGGCUCGUGAGGCGCUUCCGCGUACACGAAUACAACACAGACUUCGUCAUUCUGACCUUCCUCCCUUAUCACGCUACGCCCUUGUUCACGACCCUCCUCUCCAUCCUACCGCGGAAAGUCUCGCCUACGUUCCGGUUCCUGCAUCCUUACAUGACUUCGCUCGCAACCCCUCCGCGGCAGACCAUCAUAUACACGGCUACUAACACGAAAGAGUUCUUCACGGCCUUUAACACAUACGUCCUGAAAGUCGCCAAGGCCGGUCACUACUCCCCAACACUGCUCUCCUUUUGGGCGAGCAUAACCACUCAAGCCGUUGACGGACAACUCGAAGCCGCGCGCUCGGGUCGAGGCAACAUACAACGGCACAGAGAGGAGGAUUUACUUCUGCGGGUUUUGCCAAUACUCAAUGAAGCAUUGGCGCUGAAGAAGAUUCCGGAGCUGGUGACUGGUAGCUGUAUGAUCAUGACGAUUCUGGCUACCAAGGCGCACCUCGAAGACAAAGUCCUGAACGGUCUUAUGGAGGCUCUUGUCGCAAGCUGGACUCAAACAACGCUGGACAGCUGUUUGGUGACUCUGUCUGUGCUUGCGCAAGAGAGGCAAGCUGCUAAGCUACCGAAGUCUGUCGUAAGGGCUCUACUUAAGACCGACGACUGUGGAACCAGGCUCGUUUUAAUGGCGUCGAGAUUUCCAGUCGGUAGACUUGCUUUUGGACUUCUCCUGGGAAUCAUCGACAAGCUCACAACUUCGAAUCAAACAGACAACUUGGAGUUGGUGGCAACUGUAUUAGAAGCUGGUCUUCUCAGUCCUCAGCAGACUUCCAUAGUUAUCAAGAGUCUCUUGUUGGCGAUCGAACAGAUGGACGAGAGCGCAGUAGCCACACCUCAGCUGCGGGAUUCGUUGGCCAGCCUCCUUGUUCGGUUAAGCAGCGCAUCCAGCACCCGUCAACUCAUUCACGGCGUCAUCGAGGAGCAAAAGAUGGAUCUCGAUGCGAUCGAGAUGAGACUGAAGACAGUGAUAAGAGCCCCCCAAGAGCUACCGGACACGUACAACGAUGACGUGGAAAUGGCUGAAGCCACAAGCGCUGAAUCCAUCGCCCCGUUCGAGCAUUCGAUCUCCUCACUUACGGGUCAACAAGCGAACGAGGCUUCGUUCCUUCAGCCUACCGAUAUUGCUCUCUUUCAGAGCCUAUCUCAGGCAUUCCUGAAUGCAGUUGAUUCGGAUGAGCACCUGGAAAAGUUUGUUUCAUUGCCGGUUCUAUCGAAAGACAAAGCCCUUAAUCGACCUACCUUUCUUAGCUUCUUCAUUCGCAUGUGGUGCGGGCCGUAUCCCGCCCUCGCCCGGAGCGCAGCGUUACAGGUAGUAACAGCUUGGCUUUCUGCUCAUCCCUCAGAGCAAGUGGACCUGCAGGCACUUGUACCCUACUUGAUCAGCGCCUUAGCAGACUCUUCGGCGAGCGUUAGGCGCGCCGCAGCGGAAUGCACACUGGCCUUGGCGCGCUCCUAUAGAGACGGCGGCAAGGAGGGGAAGAAGCUAUCGAGUAGGACUGUCUGGGGCUCGAAAGCCCUAUAUGGAAAGUCGACUGAGUCCACUUUCUGGCUUGAUCCCGAGCAAGCAGCCAAGUUCCUUUCGAAAGUGCUAGUCCCCAGUUUGGAAGAGUGUGUCCUGGAUGCCGAGCAUAUAAGCCAAAUCGUUGGCACAGCACUCAGCGGAAAGACGCGACCCGGCGAGCAUGUGUCGGCAAUUGAGCUUAAGACUUCGCUCAGGUCGGCAGUGUGCACCUUUCUAAGCAGUCACUUCGCACACACUCCUUUGCUCACUGUACGCUUGCGCCUCAUUCCCGUUCUUGGCCGCAUGGGCAAGACAGGGACAAAACCGCGUGUAGACUUGCUGCUCCCGGCCUUGCGGCAUUGGCUUACACUACCCAAUGACGAAAUUACAGCGCUCUGUCAAGCCGAGAACCUGGAGCCAUCACAGGUUGACCGCGAGUUUCUACAGCUCAUCAACGCCCGCGAGCAUGAGUGGCUCCGGCUUCUGCAGUCCAUCAUGAGCGGUGAGCUGGCUGCAGGACGGCGGUGGAUACAUGAAGUCGCAUUCGAGCGUACUAAAACAUUAUGGUCGUCGUUGAACUCUGGAUUGAAGCAAGAGCUCGGCCAGUUUCUGCUUGACCUGUCACUUACUGGCACCAGCGAUGCCACCACAGGUGACCGGUCACAAGAAGCCAUGGAUAUCUUGCGGUCGGUUGAUCUUACCACGGAUGUCCUCUCAGCUUUUCUCGAUGGCCUGCCCAGCGCUACCAACAUGGUAGACCAACCGCCUGCUGCCAAGCGGCGCAGGACAAGCAAGGCAGACGCGGCCCGACCCAUUGUCCAUGAUACGAACGCCAUCAACGAUGCUCUCAAAAGAAUUACAUUGGUGCUCGAGCUGGUCGAAAGCUCCUCGCCAGAGAAGCACUCACAACUUCUCCGUGGUCUUUUCCAUAUUCUCUCUGAACUCCAGCACUACAAGGCCCAAACCAGCUCCAGUCUGGUCUACUUGCAAAGCCUCGCCAUCAGCUGUUUACUCUCCAUCGUCGACAAACUCAAGCACGACCGUGCUGCGCAAGUCGAUCGCUCAGUCAUCCGUGCCGAUCUUCUGGUCGAGUGCGUGAGGUCGACAUCGAAUCCACAAGUGCAGAACUCGGCUAUCCUCCUCAUCUCGAGCCUUGCCACUUGGGUACCCGACCUCGUGCUGCACAGCGUGAUGCCGAUCUUCACCUUCAUGGGCACGACUCUGCUGCGACAAAGUGACGACUAUUCGGCGCACGUGAUUGACCAGACCAUCUCUAGGGUGGUUCCUCCGCUUGUGGCAUCCCUCAGAAAGCGGAAUCAGGACUUGGUGUCCGGUGCCGCAGAGAUUCUGCUGAGCUUCACUGCAGCCUACGAACAUAUUCCGCUACAUCGAAGGCUGCCAUUGUUUGUUCAGCUUACCAAGACCCUCGGGCCAGACGAGGCCUUGUUCGCAGUUAUAGCCAUGCUCGUGGACCGGUACUCUACUGACAACGGCGUGAAAAGCUUCGUCACGGAGCUCAUGCGGUCGGUCGAGCCGUUGACCCAGCUGAGGACCACACGGAGAUAUCUUGAUUUGAUUGAAGACAGUCUCCGGCCCAAGCGCACCAUGUCUGAGGUUAUCCUCAGCUUCAACGAGAAGGAUGCGAGCCAGACUGGAAGUGCCAUUGUUCACAUCACAAGAACUCUAGCUACCCUUGUCAAGGAUCCACAGCUUCGAAGCAGGCUCAGCAGAACUCUUUCAAGGGAUGAUGCGGACGCCGCAGCCGUGCACCAGCUGUUCGCUGAGCUGCUUGAGAAGGCCAUCCGGCUUCUGCAGAAGACUUCUCUACGUAGCGAGCUUAGGGAUGCCUGCACCCAGGUGCUAUCGAACCUGCUCGGACUGCUUCCAGUCGUGGACCUCAUCAAGUCUGCUGAGACGCUGCUCAGCAAACCUGACGAUGAGGUCCGACGAGUAGUGCUUGCAUCCUUGUAUGCUCCGAUCCAACGGCUAGGGCAGGCAGACGAAAGAGCAAGAGAAGCAGUAUUGCGGUUCUUACCGCGAGUCACCGACAUCAUAACAACAUCGGCAGACAUCAGCUUGAAGCGUACAGCAAUCCUCUGUAUCGACCGAAUUGCAGAGAAGUUCGGCAAGAAAGACACCCCGCGAAUCGCUUCAACGGCCGAGGUCGUCGUCGGUGAGCACGCGCUCGGUAGUCACGACGAUGGACUACGCCGUGGUUCACUGCUCUGCCUCGCCACAGCCGUCGAGGUCAUGCACCCAGACGAGUUCAUCCCGCUCAUGCCACUGGCGCUGCCCAAGGCUUUUGCAUACCUCGAAGAAAGCAUCAACGGUGGCGAGGAGAAAGAGCCUCUGCACAAUGCUGUCUACGCUUUCAUUUGCGCGAUAGUCGAACAUGUCCCAUUCAUGUUCUCUGGAACGCACUUGGACAAGACGUUGCAGCUUUCAUACAGAUCGGCUGUUGCGGACCUGAGUGAGGAGGCGGACGAGAGCCGACAACAGUUCUACAGGCUUGCGGUGAGACAGAUAGAUGCGAGGGAAUCCUUCGCGGCGAUUGAGCGCAACUGGGACGGUGCUGUGCGGGCGGGCUUUACGGCUCUGAAGGAGCAGAUCGAGAUGCUCAGCACGGCUCUCGCACGGCAUCCGAAAUCCGCCAUUAUCGGCAACUCGCAGACACUCUUCAGUCUGUUUCUGAAGGCCUUCGACCUGCGCCGCACCCGAGAGGUCGAUGGUUUCAUGGAAAAAUACGACGACGAUGUUCUGGCGGCGGCCGAGCACUUGAUCAACGAAUCCGCCAUCGCGAUGACCAUGAAGCUCAACGACGCUGUAUUCCGGCCGUUCUUCAUAAGACUGGUCGACUGGGCUUCGAAGUCUUUGCCAAAGAAGGACGUCACAGGCAGACACCUGCGCGCGACGAGCUUGUUCGUGUUCCUCGGUGCCCUCUUCGACAAGCUCAAGUCAAUCGUGACAAGUUACUCAAUCUACAUCCUCGACGUCGCCGCCGAGAUCCUGCAGAACAACACGCCCGCCUCGGAGGAAACCCUCCUCAUCUCCGUCCUAACUGCCCUCACCAAAUCCUUCGAACACGACCAAGACGACUUCUGGCAAUCCCCCCACCAUUUCUCUGCUGUCUGCGCCCCGCUCCUAGCCCAACUCGCCCACGCCCCCGAAAACCCCAGCUACACAAUUACCCACGUCAUCCCCACACUCACCGCCUUCGCCACAGCCGCGAGUUCAGCAGAACACCACAAGACGCUCAACGCCGGCCUGCUCAAACUUCUCCGCCACGAGGAAGCGGGCGUGAGACUAGCGGCGGUUGAGGCGCAGAGAGCGCUCACGGAGAGGCUUGGGGAGGAUUGGUUGGUGUUGCUGCAGGAGAUGCUGCCGUUCAUCAGUGAGGUCAUGGAGGAUGAUGAUGAGGGCGUGGAGAGGGAGACGUUGAGGUGGAUUAAGGGGAUUGAGGAGAUUCUGGGGGAGAGUUUGGAGGGGAUGUUGUUGUAG
Messenger RNA from Coniosporium apollinis CBS 100218, 5400 nucleotides. RefSeq lists its product as uncharacterized. The transcript is spliced from 4 exons. The record is from RefSeq and is a predicted model, not a curated record. Lineage: Eukaryota; Fungi; Ascomycota; Dothideomycetes. Gene Ontology annotation, biological process: maturation of SSU-rRNA from tricistronic rRNA transcript (SSU-rRNA, 5.8S rRNA, LSU-rRNA); positive regulation of transcription by RNA polymerase I. Gene Ontology annotation, molecular function: protein binding; snoRNA binding. The coding region runs from base 1 to 5400 and encodes 1799 amino acids. Gene Ontology annotation, cellular component: 90S preribosome; small-subunit processome; t-UTP complex.